UGUCAACUGCACUUCUCUCUCGCUCCCGCAGUUCAACAUUUUUGGGUUGGAAAUUGGAAUCGAUGGCCGCGGCAGCCAUGAAGGUCCGCGAGAGGAAAAAGAAGGUGAUCAUCGACACCGAUCCGGGAAUCGGUCAGUAUCGUCCUUUCAUUCUCCUUGUUAGUUCUCGGGUUAGCACUGCGAUUGACUGUAACCCAGCCGGUGGAUCGUUCGUUCCCGUGGAGCAGACGACGCGAUGGCCAUCCUGGUGGCGCUGCGGUCGCCGGAGCUGGAGGUGCUGGGCCUCACCACCACCUUCGGCAACGUCCGCACCGCCGUCGCCACGCGCAACGCGCUCCACCUGCUGGAGACUGUUGGAAGAACCGACAUCCCCGUGGCGGAGGGAUCCCAUGUAGCACUCAAGAAGGACACCAAGCUGAGGAUCGCAAGCUGUUGCCACGGUUCAGACGGCCUGGGAAACCAGGGCCUCCCUCCGGCGACCGCGACGAAGCCAGUGGACCAGCCGGCGGCGGCCUUCCUCGUCGAGCAGGCGAACCUGUACCCUGGGCAGGUCACCGUCGUCGCCCUCGGCCCUCUCACUAACCUCGCUCUGGCUCUGGAGCUCGACCCUUCGUUCCCCAAGAAGGUCGGGCAGGUCGUUGUUCUUGGCGGCGCGUACUCAGUGAACGGGAACGUCAACCCUGCAGCCGAGUCGAAUAUGUUUGGGGAUCCUGAUGCGGCGGAUAGAAUUUUCACCUGCGGUGCCGAUGUUCUGGCCGUGGGAAUCAACGUAACGAAUCAAGUGAUCCUCUCUGAUGCUGACAGGGAGAAGCUCCAGCAGUCUGAUAGCAAAUACGCUCGCUACCUGUGCAAGCCUCUGGCCCAUUACUUCGAUUACCACAGGGAAGUUUACUUCACAGAAGGGGUGUACCUCCAUGAUCCGACGGCGCUUCUUGCUGCCGUGAAUCCUUCUCUCAUGACUUUGGCUGAAGGUGCCGUGAGGGUGCAGACGGCUGGGAUCACAAAGGGUCUUACGCUUUUCAGGAGUAACGACAAGAGGUAUGUGGAAAUGACUGCAUGGACUGGCAUGCCUACUGUGAUGGUUGCUGUCGCCGUCGAUGCCCCUGCCGUGGUAGAGCUGAUGAUGCAGAGGCUGAUGUCGGAUGAUUAUUAGCAUCAACAGCAAGCCAGGGAGGAUCAUCAUCCUUGCAAUUCAGCACCGAGCCACCCAAAUAGACUCCGGAAUGAAAUUGAUGUUGCAUUAUGCAUUUCUGGAAACAUAACAUCUUGUUCUCGCUACCUUGGGCGAUGAAGCACCUUUUAUUCUGUCGAAGAAUUACAGUUCAAGAAAGAAAAUUUGGAAGUGUGUAUCCUCUUUGUGGAAUAUUCUUGGCA
Messenger RNA from Panicum hallii, 1374 nucleotides. RefSeq names its product probable uridine nucleosidase 2. Gene Ontology annotation, biological process: purine nucleoside catabolic process. Lineage: Eukaryota; Viridiplantae; Streptophyta; Magnoliopsida; Poales; Poaceae. Gene Ontology annotation, cellular component: cytosol. The record is from RefSeq and is a predicted model, not a curated record. Gene Ontology annotation, molecular function: purine nucleosidase activity. The coding region runs from base 236 to 1153 and encodes 305 amino acids. The transcript has 8 exons.